This is a messenger RNA of Symbiodinium natans, 471 nucleotides long. NCBI's taxonomy places the organism in Eukaryota, Dinophyceae, Suessiales, Symbiodiniaceae. The record is from the annotation of a GenBank genome assembly.
AUGAACCUGCUUCUCACCAAGCACAACGAGUUGAAGGUCUCGGACUUCGGCAUCAGCCGGAUGCUGGGAGAUGCUGACAGCUACGUCAUGACGGGAGGUAUCGGAACCUUGCGGUACAUGGCCCCAGAAGCUGGGUCCUUGUUCAGAAUCUUACGGAAAGAAGUCGUGCGACACGGGUGCUACGACGAGAAAGUCGAUAUCUACGCCCUGGGGCUCAUUCUCUACUUCAUGAGCUCUGGCCGCACCCCCUUCCACCAUCUUGGAGAGCUCGGGGCGCGGAGCGUCUGCGCCGGGUUCCGCCGCGGCAGUGAGCCGCGGCCCCUGGCUGCGGAGUGCCACCCAGCUCUGAGACCCCUCAUGGAAGCAGCCUGGCAUGCGGUCCCCGCCCAACGGCCUACCGCCCGCGAGUUGCUGGAAGAUCUGGGGCGUGUGCCCCAGGUCAAAGGGUGCGGGCCCUGCGCGCAGAUGUGA